Messenger RNA from Vicugna pacos (alpaca), 3115 nucleotides. It is a transcript of the gene MAPRE2, whose product is annotated as microtubule associated protein RP/EB family member 2. Lineage: Eukaryota; Metazoa; Chordata; Mammalia; Artiodactyla; Camelidae. Gene Ontology annotation, molecular function: microtubule binding. The record is from RefSeq and is a predicted model, not a curated record.
ACGGGUGGGAAAGAGAGCGGGUUAUCAUUCUGAGCCCAAGUGGUUCUUCCGCAGGGAGCACCCUGCUCAGCAACUCCUCACGGUUUCCGUAAGAAAUUCUUUAGUUCACCCUUAGGAGGGCUGGGCCGUGUCCAGAAAUCCCACAAAGGGCGCGCAGGAGGAAUGGGCACAGAAAGACCCUCCCCUCUGGACCCGGAGCGCUCGGUAACGCAGACUUUCAGACGCCAAAAGGGCCUGUGGGCUUGGUCGCCCCUUGAGUCCCUCUGCCAGUCCCGUGCCAAGGGCCGCCCAGUGCAGAGGGCAGAGCUGUAACCACGGGGGCAGGGUGGCUGCAGCCAUUUGAUCGGGAGCGCCUUUGUCUUCUGCCAGUCCGCGCUGGGUCAGUAGCGCGCGGAGUAAUUAAUAUUCCGACCAUUAGCCGCCCCUUCACCCGGCCACCAGCCAACACUGCUGUCCUCUCCCUGCCGGCUUUCUCCAUCACUUGCGCACGUCCUUGCCUCUUCCAAAAACAUGGAACGUGGUCCAGACCUGCUAGGCAAGACGAGGUCACUAAACGCACUAUAGUGCAGUCACGUAAAAUCAAGGGUUAAGUGUUCAAACCUGCACCCGCCCGCCCGCAAGGAGACGGAAGAACUUUCUUGAUUAGCAUAGUAUCUGGCCUGGGGCCGCACUGCGAGGCGCGGUUCGGUCCUGGCGAGGUGAAGCGUGCAGUCCCGUCUCUACUGAGGUUUGACGCAGCACCUGCUUCUAAUCUGAAGGACCCGAGCCUUACAACUUUGCCGGACAAGACACUGUGGAAUGAAACAGAACAGAGAUCAAAAGUAUCCCAUUUCUCAGAGGAACAUUUCAUCCCGACAGCCAGGGAGAGAGCCUGGAUGCUCAAGUUGGGGAAUGGCGGUCAACGUGUAUUCUACCUCGAUAACCCAAGAGACUAUGAGCAGACAUGACAUCAUCGCAUGGGUUAACGACAUAGUAUCUUUAAACUACACAAAAGUGGAGCAGCUCUGUUCAGGAGCCGCCUACUGCCAGUUCAUGGACAUGCUCUUUCCAGGCUGCAUCAGUUUGAAGAAAGUAAAAUUUCAAGCAAAGUUGGAGCACGAGUACAUUCACAACUUUAAGCUUCUGCAAGCGUCGUUUAAGCGAAUGAACGUGGAUAAGGUAAUUCCAGUGGAGAAGCUAGUGAAAGGGCGCUUCCAGGACAACCUGGAUUUUAUUCAGUGGUUUAAGAAGUUCUACGAUGCUAACUACGACGGGAAGGAGUAUGACCCCGUAGAAGCACGACAAGGGCAAGAUGCAAUUCCUCCUCCCGACCCCGGCGAACAGAUCUUCAACCUGCCCAAGAAGUCUCACCACGCAAACUCCCCCACCGCAGGUGCAGCCAGAUCCAGUCCAGCAUCUAAACCAGGAUCCACACCUUCUCGUCCCUCAUCAGCCAAAAGGGCUUCGUCCAGCAGCUCAGCAUCCAAAUCUGAUAAAGAUUUAGAAACGCAGGUCAUACAGCUUAACGAACAGGUACAUUCAUUAAAACUUGCCCUUGAAGGCGUGGAAAAGGAAAGGGAUUUCUACUUCGGGAAGUUGAGAGAGAUUGAGCUACUCUGCCAGGAGCACGGGCAGGAGAACGAUGACCUCGUGCAGCGACUAAUGGAAGUCCUCUACGCUUCGGAAGAGCACGAGGGCCACCCGGAGGAGCCCGAGGCAGAGGAACAAGUCCACGAACAGCAGCCCCAGCAGCAGGAAGAGUACUGAACCAUCUCGGCAGCUCUCCACACCUCCGUUUGGGUGGGAACUUCUCUUCUGGAGAAUUGGAACACGUGUGGCCUCGAGCUCAUCAGAAACCAGUUGUUCCCCGUCUGCUGUUACAUCAACGCGCCGGCGCCCGUGCCAGCCACUGCGCUCGGUCCCCCUUUCUUUGCCAAGACACACUAGCAGCGCCGUGGGGCAGCCUCCCUGAGACAUCACGGGGUCACAUACCUUCAACUUCACCACUUGGCUGCUUGAGAUUGGUUCUGUUCUUUGCAUUUCUUUCCAGAAUAACUCUCCCCACCCCCCCACCCCCACCCUCCUUUUUAUCCUGGUGUGAAACAAUGGUAAUUUGAUAUAUGGUAUUUAUAUUGGCAUUUCUCAACCCAGUGUCACUAGAUAUCACACAUUUGUGGUGCUUUGAUGUUUGCAAGUUUAACCUCUGAACAUAAAUUUGGUCAAAUAAUAAAUUGGAACAAAGGGAAAGAGAUACUUGAUAUGAAAGCCAUAAUGACAGUGACUUGUUUCAUGGGGAAAAACACACAGUCAGUUUCUCCCUCUACUCACAAACUAAAGGGGAAAAAGGAAUCUAAAGUAGGACUUCAGGGCUCAGCAGUGUUCAUACAUCAGCACGUUAGACAACCACACAGUAUGUUAGUUUUGAAAGACAUUCACUCAAGGAAAACACCAUCUCAACUUGGCCCUCUAACUAACUGCUUGCCACCUCCUACACACACAGGUUCUCAUGCUGUUUGCUUUCUCAGGGUCCUCUUUGGUGGGCAGCCAAUCGCCCCAAAAGCUGUCAUCAGUUGUCUGCAGUCAAAGGGGGUCUGCAGGGGUACAGGUCCUCCUGCCUCCUUGUGUGGGUUUCAGCCCCAGUCCUGUCAUCCACGUGAGGGAAUUCCUACUAAAGAUUGACUUCAGGGUUUGCAGACCUUACAAACAGGAGCAUCAGCCCAAGGGAGACUCCUGGUUCUGAAGUCUGGUGUUGACACUGGAAUGACAGCACAGAAAAAUCUGACUCCCAAUGCCGUCUGGAGUUAAGGAAUUUCCCCUCUUUAAUACCAUGGCCCUCCUUGUCACUGACCUGUGCUAAACUGUGGCAACUCAUAAACAGAGGAAACAUUAAUGAAUUAAAAGCAUUCCUUAUUUUUUUAACUAAUAUUUGCACAUUUUCGUAGCAUCUUUCCAAAUCUUUGCCUCUUUUUUUCCCCCUUUGACAGAUCAUUCAUUUCACUUGGUUUCUAACUUUAGGUUUUCUUUCACUUGUUAUUUGACUUAGCAGGUGCAGCAAAAAACAACAAACAAGUGUGCCCACCCCACUCUCCUCUUGACUGAAAAGCUUAAAAUAAAUUUCUGAAUUAUGUAUCAUAAA